AUGUCAUCCUUUGAUGACAGUUUCGAUGACGACGAUGAUGACCUCAUAUUACAGCUCAGUAAAAGGCCCCCAAGGUUAACACAGACUCAAACACAAUCACACCUGCCCUCUCAAGUGGAUGAAAAUCAGGCCACUCCAUCAAACCAAGCUACUUUGGAAACUGAACUGAUUAAAGCCCAAGGUGAAACUAGUAUCCUUCGAGAUAAGCUACAUUUCCUAGAUAAUGAAAGAAAACGAGAGAAAGAGUUGCAGAUCAAUCACGAUGAAGACAUUAGGGCUUCACAUAAACGUGAACUCGAACAGUUGAGGCUGGAAUUGCAAAACUUGGAAGAUGAGAAGAAGUUUCUCCUCGUGGAGGUUCGAAAGGCCUCAUCUGCUAGCAGAUCGCGGACAUCUGUCGCUUCCUCCUACGUAGAUCCUUCAUCCUCAACCGAUGAAGUCACUGCCACUGACAUUACUCCGGUAAUCGGUAAGAAGCCUAUAAAGAAACGUAAGAUCAAAGAGCCCACAAAAAAGAAUUACAUCUUAGUGAGUAGCAGGUCAGUACCCGAUGAAUCUGGUCAGUUGUUCGACUUCCUCAUGAUGCAUAAGAUACAGGGUGUCGAUAUGAGUACAAUUGAAAUUCUGAACCGCCUGAAACUCGAUUACGUUGAGAAAUUUACGUUCAAGGACUUUUCUGUUUCAAAAGGAGAUUCUAUUGGAAAAUCAAUAGUAGAGUUACUGCUACGGUGCAAGAAGAUAAUGAGUCUAGAUAAAUUUGUGGGACUAUUACUGGAAACAUUGGCAUUGCUCGUAAAAGAAAUUACAGUUAAUAAAAAUGAAUCCAAGAUUGCUGUACCCUUUCUCGUGGUUAUAAUGUAUCAAACAAUAAUAUUCAGACCAAGUGCUGUUCAGCAAACUGACUUGACUAACCUACUUCACUUUAUCUGCGAUCUCAUCCAGGCAUUUCAGAAAAUUUUAAAGCGACCGCUACACGAAUCAACAUUUGGUUGUGAUUUGGAGCCACAAAUCUUUCAAUAUGAAUUUAUCGACAUCCUUGUAAUAAUAUACUCUUAUGAUACACUGGAGUCUUCACUGAGAAUAUUAAGAACUUCGUCGGCCUCGCUUUACCGUGAAGUACUGACUCCACGGUUACUAAAGUCUAUCGAGUAUGCAUACAAACUCGCAAUAACGAGUUCGUAUAAACCAGUUACGAAUGUCGUCUUCAACGCAGUGGAAGUGCUGAACCUCUUAUCAAGCAUGAUGCUGUGUUCACCUAUCAAACUUAAUUCUCAAUGGUGGAAGGAUUGCAUCACGAGGCUCUACAACACGUUGAGUAAAGGAAUCGACACUUAUAGUCUCUUUCAAGAGGAGGACUUUGACGUGUUUUGUUUCUCUAAGUUUCAUGACAUCUUUGGGCUGAUAAGAAAUGUGGGAACUAAUGCGGCAGGUCGUCUGAUACCGCAACUCAUUCACGAGGAUCAAUUACAAGCGCUGCCGAGAGUGAUAUUGAAAGAUGAUACUUUAGAGAACAACGAAUAUCAAAACAGUCACAGUACCGGGAUCAAUUUAGAGAGCUGGCUUCUACAAUUAAAGGAUAAUAUUCUGAACUUAUUAGAUAACCUUAUCGCCUUGUUCCCCGAAGACACGGGUAUUGUUAAUGGAGAAAUGAUGAUUCAAUUAACCAAGAUGAUGUCUAUGGAACAAGAGUUAAUACUGCAAAGACUAUUGGGUCAGGAUUCACCGAAUUUAUCAUUGCGUUGUCAUCUAAUUGAACACUCUCUAGCAAUCAUAUACCGCUUAUGGAUGGACCAUCCUAAGCAGCUAACGAAUCAACAAGUGAAAGAAAUCGAAAGUGAACUAGUAACUUCACUUUGGAGAUUUAUUGCAUCUCGAGAUCACAGCAUCGACGCCGCGGAAAUUCGUGAGAACCAGUUAUUGGUAAAUGAGAUGGGCGGCCUAAAGAUCGAUCAUCGAAACAAGUUUUACGAUGACGCCUUUGAAUCUAUGCCCGCAUACAUGGAAGAAGAAGUCUUACGAGAAAUAGAUGAUCAAACCUCAAAGAUAAUGCAGAUCAAAUACGGCGAAACCUACCAGCAAAUGGCACGCACAAUUCUCGAGUGCAAAUUGGAUACAAUCAUCUCGAUAGAAGGUAUGGAUUGUCUUUACGUAGCAAUGGGUAAAUAA
Messenger RNA from Torulaspora delbrueckii, 2166 nucleotides. It is a transcript of the gene LCD1, whose product is annotated as Lcd1p. The transcript has a single exon. The coding region runs from base 1 to 2166 and encodes 721 amino acids. The record is from RefSeq and is a predicted model, not a curated record. Gene Ontology annotation, biological process: DNA damage checkpoint signaling. Lineage: Eukaryota; Fungi; Ascomycota; Saccharomycetes; Saccharomycetales; Saccharomycetaceae.